Diachasmimorpha longicaudata is the source of this 2410-nucleotide messenger RNA. RefSeq lists its product as uncharacterized. The coding region runs from base 418 to 1728 and encodes 436 amino acids. Gene Ontology annotation, molecular function: G protein-coupled receptor activity. Gene Ontology annotation, cellular component: plasma membrane. Lineage: Eukaryota; Metazoa; Arthropoda; Insecta; Hymenoptera; Braconidae. The transcript is spliced from 6 exons. The record is from RefSeq and is a predicted model, not a curated record. Gene Ontology annotation, biological process: G protein-coupled receptor signaling pathway.
AGGUCCCACCAUUAUUCUAUAAUUCGUGCAUGAAUAUUCCAAGUGUACAUAUGUAUUCAAACAUCUCAGGCUUGUCACUCAUCAUCUGCAUUAUCUGCGAAGAAAUUGUAUUUACUAAGAAGAAUUCUGUGUUAUGUUAAUGGACCACAGGUGUGUUAAAUCAGCAUCUUAGCGAGAGAGCCAUUCGUUUUUCAGUCAUGUAAUAGCGGGGACACAUCUCGAGUGUUUGUUUCCAUCAUUUAUCGGCAUUGUGGAAAGAUUCAUAUCCAUUGUAUCGUGAAUAUUCACUUUUGAUUUAAUUGUCAAGUUUGUAAUAAUGCGAAGUAAGAAAAGAAAGUUCCACUAAGGUGCCGAGAAUUGCUGGAUUUUUAUCUGCGUGGGAUUAUAUGUGAAUAAAUUAGGUUUCAAUCGUGACGCAUGGCAACUAAUGUUACUGUGAUAAAUGACGUCUUACCCAGAAAUGAAACUACUUGCCCGAUACCACUCGAAGUCUUGGAUUUCCUCCACGAUUUCACCCGCCCCGACCUGGAAGCAAUCUGGCCCUGCCCAGUGAGAGUCUACUGGCUGAAUCUGCAACCUCUCGUCCAAAUUGUUCGUGCGCUGUUGACAUAUGUAACACCGUUUAUAAUAGUGCUCGGUGUCACCCUCAAUGUUUUAUCAUUCAGUAUGCUCACCACUCUGGUCCUGUGUGACUCUGGGUUAUCGCUCUACCUACGUGCACUUGCAAUAUCAGAUAAUGGUGCACUGAUAUUCAAUUAUGCAGUGGGCAUCGCUAGAUCCCGGUGGUCAGGGGUCAAUGCCCUAUUCAUGACUAGUAGAUUUUUGUGUGGAAUGUACUCGGUGACGAUGGAGUUCUUUCAGAUAACGUCAACAUGGCUCGUCGUGUCAUUAACUUGGGCCAGAGUUGGUGCAGUUAUUUUUCCACUGAGAAGUCGAAAUAAACAUCACGAUAGAUCUGUUAUCAUUACUAUUAUUAGCGUAAUCUGUAUCAGCUCCACGGUUUCCCUCACGAAAUUGUUUUCUGGAGGAUAUGAAUCGGAUAGCAUUUUCGAGUUCAUUCCGUGUCAACAAGUGGCAACGCCCUGGGGCAGCUCCAUGUACGUGUACAUUGCAUUUUCCACUUGGUUACCGUCAUUGUUUAUCUUCCUGGGGAAUGUUUUGCUCAUUAUUCAUAUGCGGAAGUCUGAUUUAAUCCGCAUUCAGCUAACUAGGACCACUAGAAAUUCGGUGAACUUGGUAAGCCGAACCAGCAAAACUUUGUUUGCUGUUUCUAUCGUUUAUUUGAUUCUACUUUUUCCAUUUGGAUUUGUCGAGACACUGGAACUCUAUUGGGAUGUUAUUCUAAUAAAAUAUCCAUCGAAAAAUCCUGUACAAAAUGAACAAUACAUCAGCUGGCUUCAGGAAAAAUUGUUAUUAAAAUGGUGCCGAGGAUUUUUUUUCAACAUCUACCACUGGAAUUUCGUUAUAAAUUUCUUCCUAUAUUAUUUAACGGGAAAGAAAUUUCGCGACCGUGUUUUAAACGCUUUACGAAAGACUAAGAAGAUUAUCUAUGAUAGAAAUAUAGAACGCUGCAGAUCCUGCUGUAAAUUCACCCGAAAUUUGCUGCCGAUGCGGUCAAAUAUUAUAGUGAUACAAGUCAUUGCCAUCACUGAGCCCCGGGUCAGCAAUAAUGUAUCACUGGAAAUUCAUAAUUUGAGCUUCCAGGAGAGAAGCGACACACGUUUCUGAGACUGUUUCUACAUAAGAAAAUAAUCAUUGCAUUUCUAAUAUAUAUCAUGGCUCUAGUGUUAAAUGAAAGUACAGUUGCACAGUUUAUCGAUUAAUUAUUAUUGAACAAAAUAAAAUAUCACAUUCUACAUCAGUAUAAUAUUAUAAGAUGUAAAUUAUUAUCAAUUUUUCACACUUUUUUUUCACUGUUGUGAUAUAAAUAUAGACUUGGCGCACAAAUAUUCCCAAGGGUUUAAAAAUUUUAUAUAAUGAAAAUAGUAAUUUGGUCCCAAUAAUGAUUAUGUCUAUCCUGAUAUUUCAAGCAAAUAAUACUGAAGUCGAACGAUAAAAAAUUAAUAACGUAAAUUUUACAAAUUCAAUUACAAAAGCCUCGUUACAUCCAGCAGGCAGAACAAUGAAAAAUUUCAAGACAUUUCCUAGCACCCUUUUUACACCUAUUAUUCAGGUAUGAAAUUAAUUACGGAGUUAUGUACAGGAUCAACCUCCACAAUGAAAACCUAAAUUAGUGACAAUUAUUAUUUUUCUAUAAAUUAAAUUAUGCAAAUCCACACAGUUGUACACUUGAUUAUUUUCACCAUACUCAUUCUGGUCCAUGAAUUUAUGAGAUAGAAUUUAUGAGACUGUUGUUAGUUGUGUAUUCGUCUCGUAUGAUUUUUUUGGGGCAUCACUGGCAUAAAAUUUA